AUGUCCUCUACAAUAUACAACCACAAACAUCUACAGCCUACAGGGGCGGGGCCCCAGGGCCCCACUGCCUUCGCCACCCUCAACCAGUGCUUCAGCCAAAUACGAGACGAGUUCAACACCCUCCAGGAGCAGUGUGACCAUCUCCGCGGUCAGCGAGACGAGUACGAGAGCAAGAUCACCAGCCAAGUCAACGAACUCAACAUCAUCCGCCAAUCCCUUUACGACCUCGAAACCCAGCACGGCAAGAUUCGCCAGCAGUACGAGGAGGACAUCCGUCUUCUUCGCGCAGAACUCGAUCAGUACAAACGUCGUGGCGCACCAGAGCCCCUCGGUCUAGCCUCCCUUGGUCGCGACCGCGAGCGUGACGCCCGCGACAGGGAACGCGACCUUGCUCUCGCCCGCGAACGUGACUUGAACAGAGAACGCGACGUCAGAGAGCGUGAUGUACGCGACAGGGAACGUGAUCGCGAUCGGGACGUCGUCAUGGCCAACACCGCACCCCGCCCCGACGCCCUCGGUCGCGAAGCACUUGGCCUUGGUAGACCCCCACUUCCCGGCGGUCCUCCCCCAGGCUCUGCCGGUGAGCCUCUCGGUCCUCUCGGCCUCACCCCGCAUGCUGGUCCCGUUGGGUUGGGCGUUGGCGCUGGUCCCGGUGGAGGCGGAGGCUACGGCGACCCCUACUAUGGCCGCGAUCGCGACCGAGAAAGAGACCGUGAUCGGGAGAGAGACCGCGAACGUACUGCUCUGGACAGGGAGCGCGAACAGCGAGAGAGGGAGCGUGAGAGGGACAGAGAUCGCGACGGCCGUGAUGUGAAGCGCAUUAAGACUGAACGGGAUAGAAUGAAGUCUGAUCGAGCAGCAGAUGUGUUUUCACCUUCCAUGGGCGCCCAGCCUCCACCAUCUCAUCUUCCGCCGCAUCAUCACCACCAAUCAAUCUCCCUCGGCCCAGCCGCUCCCCCUCCGUCUUCAUCGAACGGCGCACCUCCUACACCGUCUGGACCUCCGCCAUCUUCUGCCACUCAGGCGACCCCGAAGCUUCCGCCAACGCCUAGCGCCUCGACACCAUACACGACUGGGCCGGGCGGGCCAGGACCUGGCGCCCCAGGACCGGGGCAGGAAGUCUCGAACGGUGUUGCGGGGCCUCAACCAUAUCCACCUACGCCUACCGUGACCUCUGCGUCCACCCAAGAGCCUCCAAACUCGUUGGCUGUUGCGACACUCCCACCCCCACCUGGCUCGUCUGUCGCGAUCCCUCCAAUGCCCGUUGACUUGAGCAUGGACCCCCAAAGCGUACCGCCGGAGUUGAAGAAUGAGGGCCCAGAUUGGUUUGCGAUCUUCAACCCCGCUCCGUCAGGACCGGACGGCCCGGGCGGCCAGUUGACGAGGAAGAGGAACCUGGACGUGCAUCUGGUGCACACUCUGAUGCAUGAGAGCGUCGUUUGUUGCGUCCGGUUCUCGGCCGAUGGGAAGUACCUCGCGACGGGUUGCAACCGAACAGCACAGAUCUACGAUACAAAAACCGGCCAGAAAACUUGUGUGCUGGUGGAUGAGACGGCGAGCAAGACUGGGGAUCUGUACAUCCGCAGCGUGUGCUUCAGCCCAGAUGGGAAAUACCUUGCGACGGGUGCGGAAGAUAAGCAGAUCAGGAUCUGGGACAUUCAAAAGAAGAGGAUCCGGGCGACAUUCGAUGGACACCAGCAAGAGAUCUAUUCGCUCGACUUCUCGCGAGAUGGCCGCCUCAUUGUUUCUGGUUCUGGUGACCGCACCGCCAGGAUCUGGGACAUGAACGACCUUUCGGGCCGUUCGUGCAUAGUUUUGAAUAUCCCAGAGCCGGAUGGCGUCGAUGCAGGUGUGACUUCCGUGUGCAUCUCCCCCGACGGUGGACUUGUGGCAGCCGGCUCGCUCGAUACCGUCGUCCGUAUCUGGGACGUUCAGACUGGACAGCUCGUCGAGCGUCUCAAGGGUCAUCGUGACUCGGUCUACUCCGUAGCGUUCACUCCGGAUGGCAAGGGUCUCGUCUCGGGUUCGCUGGACAAGACGCUCAAGUACUGGGACGUCCGGCCUAUCCUGCGUGCGCGUGAGGGUGCCGGGUCGUCGGGUUCGGGUGCCCCGCCUGGGUCGAGCGGGAAGAACGGCUUGGGUGGCAAGGGUGAUGGCGGCGGAGAGAAGGGCAGUCAGUGCACGAUGAACUUCACCGGCCACAAGGACUACGUACUUUCCGUCGCGGUGUCCCACGAUGGCAAGUGGGUCGUGUCGGGGUCGAAGGACCGGGGUGUGCAGUUCUGGGACGCGAACACCGCCGUUGCGCAGUGCAUGCUGCAAGGGCACAAAAACUCUGUGAUCUCGAUCGACCUCAGUCCUGCAGGGAACGUUCUCGCUACUGGCUCUGGAGACUGGCAAGCCCGAUUAUGGAGGUACGAGGCGCUCUGAGCAGCGCUUGUCUGAGUUGUAUAUCCGUCGUCAUCUGCAUCAUCACUUUGUAUAUUAUAUCCUGUCGCUGAGAUUGCAAGCUUUCGUCGCCGCUGUUGUUUUACCGUCCUGUCCUCCGCACGCGUACUCCUGUAUAAUGAAUGAAUCCCUAUCAGACUCGCACCCCCCACGUCGCGUUUGGCAUCUUGUGUCCCCCUUCCCGUUUCGUGUAUUGCGUUCCCUGGCGCCCGUGUCGCGUAUUGCGUUCCCGGGGAGCUCGUUACUCAUAAUGUCCACCUAUCAUUGUAUGUUAUGCUAGACAUUGUUGUCACUCUAACCCUAAGUCGGAGGUCCAACACAAAUCUGACCGCAAACGAUAGACUGCCACAACUCUCCCAAUAUAUC
This is a messenger RNA of Dichomitus squalens LYAD-421 SS1, 2814 nucleotides long. RefSeq names its product WD40 repeat-like protein. The record is from RefSeq and is a predicted model, not a curated record. The transcript has 11 exons. Gene Ontology annotation, molecular function: protein binding. The coding region runs from base 1 to 2430 and encodes 809 amino acids. Lineage: Eukaryota; Fungi; Basidiomycota; Agaricomycetes; Polyporales; Polyporaceae.